This is a messenger RNA of Spodoptera litura, 3991 nucleotides long. Its product is annotated as protein toll. NCBI's taxonomy places the organism in Eukaryota, Metazoa, Arthropoda, Insecta, Lepidoptera, Noctuidae. The record is from RefSeq and is a predicted model, not a curated record. Gene Ontology annotation, biological process: signal transduction. Gene Ontology annotation, cellular component: plasma membrane. Gene Ontology annotation, molecular function: protein binding; signaling receptor activity.
UUGACGUCGAUGCUUGUGCGAGAAAACGUAGUGCAACUAAGUAGAUAUAAAAACAAAGAUUUUACGUAAACAACGAGUUAAAAAAUAUGUGAUCUUUUGCAAAAUGGGACUAAUAAUGUUAUAGUGUUGUGUUUUAGUGCUAAAAACAAGUUUAAUUGUGUUUAAAGAUUAAAAAUAAGUGAUUAUAUUUGAAAUAGUUUCGUCACGGCAGGCGUUAAAUGUGAUGUGUGGCACAUAGCAAGAUGCGGUUCCUACUACUGCUAGCUCUAGCCCCGGCCGCGCUCGCACUAUAUUGUCCAUCAAACUGCUACUGCGAGCUUUAUGAUGAACUGGAAUACAGAUGCAAGUCUGGCAGCAACAAAGUAACAUAUAACGCGAGGAACAACGAGUAUGUUAACAUAGAAUGUGAGGGUGCAAACCUCACCUGCGCAGAUUUCCCUCAGGUCAAUUUUGCCAAUAACCAAACCCUCCCGUCCCUCUGGCUGAAGAAAUGCCCUCCUUCCAUCAUCCCCUGCCUGAAUGACGCGCUGAUGACGUCAUCAAUAAGUUUUGUCACUUUCACGAAGUUGCGAGCACCUAUGCGAGCUGAUGAUGUAGAGCAUCUUGGAGAGGUCCAGGAGAUCAUGAUAUCUGAGGGCCCAAAAGACCCACUACCACCAUCAGCUCUCGAGAAGCUCCCAACUCUUCGACGGCUGCGAAUCACCAGCACUCCAGUGACCCUCGACCUAUCCACUUUCGCCCAGUCUCCAGGGUUGGAGUACUUGGAGCUAUCAGACCCUUUGAUCACGGAGAUCCCCUCGGGGAUGUUUGCUAGUCUCCACAAGUUGAAGAUGCUUAACUUUUGGGGGAACAGUUUGAGUGACGUGGAGGUGGAUUCUUUGUUAGGUCUGGACUCGUUAGAAAAGCUAUCGUUCACCAUGAGUCGUCUGGCAAAUAUAUCUCCUGGAGCAUUCAAACACCUGCCGAAGUUAAAGUCUCUGUACAUAAUGAAGAAUAGAAUCGAAGAGAUCGCUCCAGGACUGUUGACUAACUUGACUCAACUGGAAAAUAUAACCAUACAAUUAAACGACAUCAAGUUACAUUUGCAUUCAAAUUCGAUUACCAAUCUGCCUGGAUUAAAGAAUCUUAUAAUCAAGGACUGCUUCGCUGAAUUACCGAAAGACUUGAUCACCGGCUGUGAGGCCUUACGCACUUUGGACCUCUCCCAAAACCGGAUAACAGCUAUACCGGAUAAUUUUUUCAAAGAUUUGAAGAAUUUAGAACAUCUCGAUUUGAGCUACAAUAGAAUUGCCAAAUUGGAUAGUGGAGUUUUAUCGCCUUUGAAACAAUUGAAAUAUUUGAACCUGGACCGAAAUCACUUGGAGGUGUUGCCUGAAUUCUUCUUCGCUGGUCUAAGGAAAUUGGAAGAACUAUCGAUUAACGAAAAUUUACUCACUACGAUAAAUGCCUUAGCGUUCCAAGGCGCAACGUCUUUGCAAACAAUAUCAAUGAUGGGAAACAAAUUGCAGCUAAAAUCUCAAGAACAAAUCGAAUCUGCAUACAAUAUGGGCUAUGAAGUGUAUUCACCGUUCAACACUUUGAUCGAGUUAAAAAAGUUGACAUUGAGUCGAAAUAAUAUCACAACCAUUUUUGACGAUUGGAGAAUCGUGUUCACCAAUUUGGAAGUAUUGGAUUUGUCUCACAACCGUAUUGAGAAUUUAAAUCCGGUCAACUAUCAGUUCCUAAGCAAAAAGGUAACAGUGGACUUGCAGUAUAAUAAUAUAAGUACUGUAGGCAUGUACCAACCAGCUGUGUCGAUUGACCAUUCGGAAUCAGAAAUACAAUCAAACACCAUAUUUCUGUUGGACCACAACCCUUUCAACUGCGAUUGUCAUAUAUAUAACUUCGUUAUGCGUCUCCGGGGGAAAAAACCUGCCUCCGAACCGAAUUUUAACGUAGGCGACGCUGAAUGUAAAUCCCCAGACCACUUAAACGGGGAUUUGUUGAGAAAUGUAUCCCCAUCCCACUUAUUAUGCGAAGAAAUGCUGCCUGAAGUUCGAUUUAAUUGUAAUUCUGUUCUGGUGAGACCAGAGUUCAAUGAUUUGUCCUAUGAUUGUGAUUAUCUGCCACCUUCUUUCCCUGAUCUUGCAGAAUAUGGCGUUCAAGAACUACGUCUAAAAUUAAAGCACCCACCAAAAGAUCUAAGCAACUUAUCUCUAAGUUUACUAAACUUAACUAAUAUAGGUUUACAAAAAAUCCCAUUCGAACCGUCAAAAUUGGUGAAAGUAAUCGAUUUUUCGAAUAAUAGUUUAACAAAAAUUCCUGUUCGAUUCGUAAAAUCGAAUACGACGUUGUAUUUAUCGCAUAAUCCGUUCGACUGUGGUUGUUUUUCUAAAGAUGACAUUGUAGCUUUAAAAGGUAGACGUAGUAUCGUGAAAGAUUAUGAGUCCGUUGGCUGUUCCGACGGUGUCUUAGUGAAAGAGCUAGAUAUUCCCGCCCUAUGUUACACUCAAACUUUAGUUGCAGAAAUCGGCGGCAUAUUCGUAUUUUUACUAAUUUUAUUCAUACUAGCAUUCAUCUUUUCUCGACAAAUUGUUGAUUACUGUGGACACAGACUACUUCCUUGUUGGUACAUCGACGACCCAGACAAUAUAGUCAAAGCAUACGAUAUUUUCGUUUCCUACGCCCACCAAGAUCAAAAAUACGUCGACAAGUUACUGCCCAAACUAGAAAACGACUUCAAAUUGAAAGUCUGUGUCCACUACCGAGACUGGGAAGUCGGUGAUUUCAUCCCCGAUCAAAUUCAUCGGUCGGUAUCGAAUUCUCGGAAAACUAUUAUUUUAUUAUCGAAUCAUUUUCUCGAUUCGACGUUUGCGAAUAUGGAGUUUAGGACGGCUCAUAACUUGGCUUUGAAGGAAGGUCGGGAAAGAGUGAUUUUGAUCCUUCUGGAAGACGUAAGUAAGCAUGAGAAGUUGUCUGAAGAGUUGAAAUAUCAUAUGAAGAUGAAUACGUACCUGACUUGGGAUGACAUUCGCUUCGAUGAUAAAUUAAAACGUCGUACGAUCCCGCAAAAAUAUAAUAAGAAGAAAUUCGUUGCGCCGGCCAUUUUGAAACCAAUUUUCAGGCAAGCUACUGAAAAUAAUUUGAAGAAAGCAUUAGAUGUUCACUUGAAUAGUUCUGGGCAACUUGUAAAUAUGGCUCAGAAUAAGAAAAAUAUCGAAAGUGUAUAAUUUUUUAGCAAUUAUUCCAAAAAAGGACUUCUGAAAGUCUAUUGUUUUCGUGAACCUCUAUUUUACCAAGAACCCCCAACCCUUAAAAGGCUGACCACGCACUUGUAACGCCUCUGGUGAUCCAGGUGUCCAUGGGCGACGACGAUUGCUUACCAUCAGGUGAUCCGUCUGCUCGUUUACCGAUAUCACCUAACGGUAAAGUUUAUGUCAUUGAGUUCACCUCACGCUGAGUAACUCUAAAUUAAGGGAUGUUUUAGUGGCUCUCUUAAAUUUUAAGUUACCCCUAAUCUAAGUGGCACUUAAUGAUGUUUUGGUUUUACCAAGCUACAAAUGACACCUAACGACAAAGGCAGUUAGUUAAGAUUUUCCCUGACGUUAAGUAACUCUUAGUUAAGUGAUGGUUUAGGGGGUGGUUAGUGGAAACGAAACGUUAGUCUUUUAAGUCAUUAUAGACUAAAAAAUAAUUUUUGGAAGUCUAAAAUUAAAGCAUUUAUUUGAAUUAAACUGUCAAACACCGCGAGGUCACCGGUGACCGCAACCUAUUGUUCUUUAAUUGUGUCUAUAAUGACGGUACUCGACGAGUUAAACCGUCAGGAACUUUCGUCCGUCAGUGAAGGUAGGUGCUCGUUCCAAAGUGUAAAUUCCUUUAAAAAAUAAGCAAUUAUAGUGUAAAAAAUAGAAUUUUAUAUGAAUACUAUCUCUUGGCCGCGAUAAUAAAUAUAAUUACGGGGUAUGCCAAUUAAAAACCCAGUUAAUCCGUCAGUUAGGUAACGAAAAAACAU